AUGGCCCAUACUCUUCGUCCAGCAACAGCUCCAUACAGUGAGCCCCUUCUCCAACAACUAGACAUCCGCAAUCCAUACUAUACAGACCUCCACCAUAACCUACGCGCUACCGUACGCGAGUACAUCGACACAUAUAUCUCCCCCUACGCCGCAGACUGGGAAGAAGCUGGUCAAGUCCCCGAAGCUGUACGCCGGCGUCAUUGCAGACUGGGCUACGGCAUCGUGCAUCCCCUCACGAGCGAGGAGGACUCGGCCGGCCUCUCUCUACCUGGUGAUGUGCCGCGCGAGAAGUGGGACACAUGGUGUUCGCUGAUUGCAACGGACGAGCUCACACGCAUUGGCUAUGUCGGCGUGACUUGGGGGCUGGGCGGUGGUAAUGCGAUUGGAUGUCCGCCUGUUGCGCGUUUUGGGAAUGCUGAGCAGAGGAAGAAAUGGCUUCCUGGUGUUGCGAGGGGGGAUAUCAGAUUUUGUUUGGGGAUUACCGAACCAGAUGCGGGCUCUGAUGUUGCCAGUAUCAAGACUACCGCCCAGCGGGAUGGAAAUCACUAUAUUGUGAAUGGGGCGAAGAAAUGGAUUACCAAUGGUAUCUGGGCUGAUUAUUGCACUACUGCUGUUAGGACUGGUGGUCCUGGCAGGUCUGGUAUCAGCUUGCUUGUUAUCCCCCUGGCUACUGCCGGGGUGACUCGCAGGCGUAUGCAUAACUCGGGCGUAAAUGCCAGUGGCUCAACCUUCAUCGAGUUUGAAGAUGUGCAAGUUCCUGUCGAGAACCUCAUCGGUCAAGAGAACAAGGGAUUCCCCCUAAUUAUGUCGAACUUCAACCCAGAACGUCUCUCCCUUGCCUGUGCAUCCUUACGACUCGCCCGAGUCUGUGCCGAAGAUGCCUACAACUACGCCUUACAACGCGAGACAUUUGGAUCACCACUGAUUGAAAAACAGGCAAUCCAGUCCAAGAUCUUCAAAUUUGGUCUGAUGAUUGAGCCAGCCUAUGCGUUCAUGGAGCAGCUUGUAAAUAUCCUCGAACUCACCAAAAACCGUCCUUCUGACGAUGUCAACAUUGGUGGCAUGACUGCUUUGCUAAAGGUCAUGUCAACGAGGGCUCUAGAAAAGAGUGUCCGAGAAGCACAGCAGAUUAUGGGAGGUGCGGGCUAUAACAAGGCUGGGAAAGGAGCUAGGAUCGAACAGAUUAGUCGUGAUGCUCGGGUUCAUGUAGUCGGCGGCGGAAGUGAGGAGAUUAUGGCCGGAUUGGCCCUGAGGGAGGAGACAAAGGCGAUCCGUACUCGGCGAAAGGCACUUGAGAAGAGGCAGUCUAAAGUAUGA
Molecule: messenger RNA, 1317 nt
Organism: Penicillium coprophilum
Lineage: Eukaryota; Fungi; Ascomycota; Eurotiomycetes; Eurotiales; Aspergillaceae
Product: acyl-CoA dehydrogenase family protein
Exons: 4
Coding region: 1-1317 (438 amino acids)
Molecular function (GO): flavin adenine dinucleotide binding; acyl-CoA dehydrogenase activity
Source: RefSeq, a predicted model, not a curated record